AUGGGAGCGAUACUAACCAGGCCGGAGAUAAAGCCCUUCCGGACGAUCGACAUCCUCCGGGAGGGCGUCAUCGGAGGGCAGGAGCAGAGCGCGAUGGCCGACAACAGCGUGGUGACCUCCAAGUACAACGUGAUCACCUUCGUGCCCAGGUCGCUCUUCGAGCAGUUCCGGCGGAUAGCGAACGUCUACUUCCUCGUGAUCAGCGUGCUGAUGAUGCUCGGCUGGUACACCGACCUGUUCGAGAGUCCGCUGGCGCCCUUCUCCACCAUCAUCCCGCUCAUCCUCGUGCUCAGCGUAACCAUGGUCAAGGACGGGGCCGAGGACCUCAAGAGACAUCGUUCCGACAACCGGGUGAACAACACGGAGGCCACGGCCAUGGACAUACACACGAGGGGGGGGUUCGUGCCGGUGGCGUGGAAGGACGUCAAGGUUGGCAUGAUCGUGAAGAUCGCCGACAAGGAAGAGAUCCCCGCGGACGUGGUGCUCCUCUCUUCGUCCGAACCGGGAGGCGUCGCCUACAUCGAGACGGCCAACAUCGACGGAGAGACCAACCUCAAGAUUAGGACCAGUGCGCCCACGCGGCCGGGGCAGCCGCCGGGGCCAUUGUGGUCCAGCGCCGAGGAGCUGCACGGCGUCAGGAUGGAGCUGGAGUACGAAGCUCCCAACGCUCGCAUUCACUUCUUCACCGGCACCCUAACGCUCCACGGCGGGGCGGGGGGCCCGCAAGAUGACUCCGGGGAGGGGGGUGGGGGCGGGACGGGCUCGCGCGACGUUCCCGUGGACCAGAGCAACCUGCUGCUGCGGGGGGCGAGGCUGAGGAACACGAAGUGGGCGAUCGGGGUGGUGGCCUACACGGGAAGGGAGUCGAAGAUCGCGCAGAACGCUCGAUCCGUGCCUUCGAAGCAGAGCAACCUCGACAAGGUGACGAACAAGAUCAUGUUCGUCAUCUUCACGUGCAUGGCCGUCGUGACCACCCUGUCCUUGGUGGGAUACUUGGUCUUCGAGGCGGAGAACGAUGACAAGCUCUACUACCUCUGCUACGACUCCGACAACAGCCCCGUCCCGCUUUUCCGGGACAACUGCGAGUCCUCCGAUUCUUCGAGCAGCGUGGGGCAGUGGUUCACGUUCCUCAUCCUGUACAACAACUUCGUCCCGAUCAGCUUGUACGUUACCCUUGAGAUGGUGAACUUUAUACAGGCCGCCUUCAUCGACGAAGACAUCCUGAUGUACGACGAGACCCAGGACACCCCCGCCCAAGCGCGGUCUUCGAAUAUGGGGGCCGACCUGGGGCAGGUGGAGUACGUCUUCAGCGACAAGACGGGGACGCUGACGCAGAACCUCAUGAAGUUCAAGCGCUGCAGCGUGGGCGGGGUGAUAUACGGGGAGCUGGACCAGAAGUCCAAGGACCUCAUGACCCCGCAGCAGCUGACGCACGCGGUAGACGCACCCCCGCUAUCCGAGCUGGCGUCGAACAUCGCCGGCGCCGAGAAGGGUAGCGCGCCGCUAGACUUCGCGCUGUGCCUGGCUCUGAACCACACGGUGGUGCUAGAGGAAGACCCGAAGACGGGCCAGAAGCAGAUGCAGGCGGAGUCGCCGGACGAGGAGGCGUUGGUGGACGGGGGAAAGACGCUAGGAGUGAAUUUCGUGGACCGCUCGCCGGGGAAGGUGGAGCUGGACGUGACCGGCAAGGGCCGGCUGUCGUACAACCUCAUCCUCACGAUCCCCUUCGACUCGACGAGGAAGCGGAUGUCGGUCGUCGUUCGUGCUCCCGACGGCUCGUACGUCUUGUACUGCAAGGGGGCGGACAACAUCAUCAUGGACCGUUCGAGGGGGUACAUGGGGUCUGACAAGGAAACCGUGGCUUCUCAUCUUGGCGUGUUUUCCAACGACGGUCUUCGCACCCUCCUGCUGGCCAAGAAGGAGAUGUCUCAGGAGUUUUUCGACGAGUGGUACGAGAAGUACCGCAAGGCGUCCAUCGCCACCGGCGACCGUGCGGAGCAGAUCGCCGAGGUGGCCAAGGAAGUCGAGGCCGACCUGGACGUUGUUGGCGCUACCGCCAUCGAGGACAAGCUGCAGGACGAAGUGCCAGCGACGAUCGCGGACCUCGGCAAGGCCGGCGUGAAGCUGUGGGUCCUCACGGGGGACAAGAUGGAGACGGCCAUCAACAUCGGAUACAGCUGCCGGCUGUUGGAGCCGGAGAUGACUCUCAUCAAGUUGAAGGAGAAGGAGGGGGACCCGCAGUCUGUAGUGAACCAGCUCAGGGCCUUGAUGACCCACUUCAACAGGCUGGUGGAAGACGACGGGCUGGUGAAGCGCUUCUGGGGACAUGUAAAGCAAAGCCCCCUGGGUCUCCUGAGAAGAUCUCGAAGGCACGGGGGCGGGGGUGGCCUUUCCGCCCCGUCUUCCAUGGGGGAUCGCAAUCGGACGGGCGGCGUGGCCACCAUGGAGGAGGACGGCGCGGCCACUCUGCCGACCCCCCUGCUGGAGCAGCCUCAGGGGGCCCCGCCGCUGUCGGAGCUGACGGCGGACUCCCUGGCGCUCGUGCUAGACGGGCCUAGCUUGGCCCACGUCCUUGGCAACCCCGAGGCGGAGCGCAUGCUUCUGACGCUGGGGAGCAUGUGCAAGAGCGUCAUCGCGUGCCGGGUUAGCCCGGCGCAAAAGCGGCUGAUCGUCCGGCUUGUGAAGAGGGGGGUGGUGCCAACGCCGGUGACCCUCUCCAUCGGGGACGGGGCUAAUGACGUCGGGAUGAUUCAGGAGGCUCAGAUUGGGGUGGGCAUCAGCGGGAAAGAGGGUCGGCAGGCGGUGAACAACUCGGACUUCGCCAUCGCGCAAUUCCGGUUCCUGAAGAGGCUCAUGCUGGUGCACGGCCACUGGGAUUACCGCCGCGUGUGCAAGGUGAUCCUGUACAGCUUCUACAAAAACUUCGUGCUGACGUUCUGCCUCUUCUACUUCUGCUUCUACACCGGGUUCAGCGGCCAGUCGCUGUUCGAGUCGCUGGUGUACUCUGGGUUCAACUUCUUCACGGCCAUGCCCAUCUUGCUGAUCGGCAUCUUCGACAAGGACGUCGGCAACCAGACCGCGACGGAGUGCCACAAGCUAUACGCCGUCGGCCGGGCCGGCAUGGACCUUAACCUCAGGACGAUGACCAAGUGGGUGUGCCAGGCCAUCCUGGACUCGCUGACGGUCUUCUUCCUGCCGCUGGCGGCCUACAGGGACGCCACGACGGUUUGGGCGGAGAGAGGCUACGGGGACGGGCUGUACGUGUUCGGCACGACCGUGUACGCCGGCCUGAUCAUGGCCAUGAUGAUGAAGGUCUUCAACAUGACCAACACAUGGAAUUACCAGAGCUGGUUCUUCUGGUGGGGAUCGAUAGCCCUCUUCUUCUCCUUCAUCUCGCUCUACUCCCUCUUGGUGUCGUACGCCUACGACUUCUACUACGUGGCCAUGCAGCUCAUGAGCCGCAGCGCGUUCUGGCUCAUCAUCAUACAGGUGCCGUGCGUUACAUGGUCUUUGGACACCCUCAUCAAGAUGCUGGAGCACAACUUCCGCCCAACCGUCGGCCACCACGCCAGAGAGUUCGACCGUGGCUUCACCUCGGAGACCGGGCUGCAGCGGCUCGACGAGAUCAAGGCCCGGGCGAGGGCCGAAGAGCUGUCCCCGACCCCCGGCGGCUACACGGACGUUCAGGAGGUCCUCGGCCCGAAGAGGGACGAUGCGAACCAUAAAUGGAAAAUGGGCCCGGAAACACUGCGCGCUCUCAACGAGGGCGUGAACCCGGGGGAGCUUGCCUCGAUGGGCAUCACGGCGGGUUCGGACGCCGUCCCGAACCGCUCGUCCUUCGCGUUCGAUCACGUUACGGCGGACUUCGGGCCCGGUGCCAGCGCCGCCCAGGAGGAGCUCCGCAACCUUGUCGCCGAGGAGGGGGAGGCGCACGUGAGGCAAAGCCGGUCCCGUUCUUUGGAGCGGUGGGAUUCGGCGUCCAUGUCGGUGGCUGCGACAACCUACGGGGACACCGCCGCCGAAGGGGCUGCCGGGGGUAGCACUCGCCGCUUCUUGGCUGCGCAGGACUCCGCGGCGGGGAGUGUGUUCGCGGGCUCGUUCAGAGCAGGGGGGGGUGGCGUGGGCGAGGAGAAAGGGAGGGGUUGAUUUUGGUCCGGCCAGACAUUGAUUUCUGACGUUACGUAGCGGUGGUGGUGGUAGUACAUAGCAGUGGCUGAAUCAGAGUCGAUUUUUUUAUUGGUUUUAUUAUAGCUAGCGUGUUUGCGCUGCUGAUGCUUUGGGAACGCGGGGAGAAGCUGGCGAUUAAGGGUGGGCCGGCAGCGGGUGGGGGUGGAGAAGGCGUAAAAUGAGUCUUUUUGUCUGUUUGGCGUUUUUUUUUUUCGUGUUGGCGUGGUUCUGCGGUAGGGCAAGUGUUAUUAUCUACCACUACUGUACUAGGUACUAGGUAGAUUUGUCGGCAGGAGCGUCCACACGCGGUGGAGGGCAGCUGGUGGAAGGAAUACUGAUGACUUGAGACGAAGACGAGUGUGUGUGUCAGACCCAUGCCUUGUUCCAUCUCCCCAAUUCUGGGCGCGUGGGCACACAAGACACAGCACCGUGUGCAUUUUGAUGCAGUAUUUGCUGCUGAUGCCGUAGUACUUGGGUAUUCAGAGCAGUAGCCUGACGUUUUUUGUGCGUACCAAUGCUCGUAUAGAAGUACUCAAGAUGAGCACUCUUGUUCCUCUUCAGACGCAUGCGUUUGGUUUUGUAGGCGUCCCCAAGUCUUUGGAUGGGAAUUGAUUAGAAAUACUGCGCGUUUCAACAGGAGCUAUGUGGGCUAACAGUGGUUAGGCAGGCAAAAUGCCCCGUGUGUGCCGGGUGGCACCCGCUCAUUCCAAGCGAGGGCGUAUCCAGGAUUGGCUUUAGAGCAUCCCGUUGUGCCAGACAAACAAGAAAAUUUGUCGUUCGAAUGAACGGCCCUUGCACAAAACGUUUUACUUUCAUGCUCAUGCAUGCAAUGGACAGCACAGCACCAGCAAGGAACGAAAAAAAAGUUGUUGGCAACCGCAACUUUCUUUGAGAGAGAGAGAUGGUUCAGAAGUCAUGUGCCCUCUUGUGCGUGGUCGGGCCAUGGAUCUAUUUCUUUUUGGGAAGAACGGACCUUUGGCAUCGGGGAACCCGCGCUCACUGCCGUGCCACUUGCCGUUGGGCCGAAAUUAGCUACAAGUGAAUCUAAAGCUUUGUCGCGUAAACAUGAAGAAGGUCCUCUCAGCGAGAGA
This is a messenger RNA of Ectocarpus siliculosus, 5258 nucleotides long. NCBI's taxonomy places the organism in Eukaryota, Phaeophyceae, Ectocarpales, Ectocarpaceae. The record is from the annotation of a GenBank genome assembly.